GCACUUCACACCCUCAUCCAACAGCAGUCACAGUAAGAUGAGAAAAAUGCUUUACCCUCAUCUGACAUAGUUUCUCUCCCAUGAGUAUCGGCACCGCGUAGGAAUGGCAGAUAUCGAUCAAUGCACGGCAGGUGUGAUGGUGUACGCUUCAGAAGUGCUAUACGGUCUAACAGACAAUGCCGCAACCAUACAAAUACCUUCUCAGAUGCAGCUGCUGACCGCCCACUAUAGGUCACAGUCUCACCAAGCUUGCUUUGGCCUCUCCUCCCGCAGCUAGCUCAUCAAUCCCAUUCAAGCAGCCUCGGCUCACAGACAGCCUGCUCUCAUAGUAACAGCCUCGUCGCGGCCUGAUCGUGUAGUUAUUGCAGGGCACGAUGAUGUCUGUUACGUCGCAUUCACCCGGCGUCAUCGCCCCCAGCGCACUUCGCAACACGGCCAACCUCUCGAAUCAACGAGCCGAAGGCAGUGGCAGCAGCAGCGACGACUUCGCUCCACGCUCUGCGAAGUCGUCUGCACCCACCGCCUCGCAGAUGUUUUAUAGCAACAGCGGCAGCAAUGGCAGUAACGUCGACACAUCAGCACCUCGGCGUCGCUCAUCUUCAGCUGCUUCCAACAAAGCUGGCGUACCCCCCACAUGUCGCUCUCCGCAGCGUCGAAGGCGCUCUUCCCCUUCAACCAGCGCCUCGCUGACACCUCGCUCUUCUCCACGAAAGUCCGCUGCUCAGAAGCACGAGCAAGUAGCGCAGUCGGCAAGAAAUGCCGCUCACGCUGAGCGCCGAUCUUCCCUAGACUUGGCUCAUGCAGUUCAAAGCAGCACAGGCCCAUCCGUCGAGGCGCAGGCUCAGACUAGCGCUGGCGCGCAACGAGAGCGCAUCACCAAGGUCCGUUUGCCUCUCAAGUUGCCCAACCCGCAGAUCGUUCCUCUCUCAAGUCCAUACGAGGACUUCAAGGCACACCUAAUUUCUCACUCGCUCUUCAGGGAGGCACACGACUUGGCAAAGUGCACACCAGACUUUGUGCGCGAUCACCUGCCCGACAGAAUCAGCCUCCACAACCAGACGCUCGCUCUCACGCCGGUCCUUGGUGCCGUCUCUAAAGUCUUGCUGGAGACCGACACGGUCCCUAGUCACGUCGCAAUCCCGAGUUCUCUCGCCGCAUCCGCUGGAAGCGUAUCUCAUCUGCUCGUCGUGCGCCCUUCGCCUGCAGGUCCAGCAAGCUCUUCAAAUCAGUCCACUUCGGGUAACAAAGGUCUGCUGCUCCCUAUACACGCCUUGCCAUACGUCAUCGACUGCGUCACCUUGCCACCUCUACCCUUGGCUCAAGCUGGUUAUCUUUCGACCAUAGAAAUCUGCGUCCCAUCUCCCGAAAGAUUUGGCACGAUUCAUCGAUACAUCUACACCCGCGACGGAGCGGCUCUACUCGCGGAGCUCUUGCCCCUGAAGUUCCUUUCUCGCAACGUUGAUGCAGCAAGCAUGAAGCCAGAGCACGAGGCAUGGGCAGCAGGUCGACACAAUGCGGACGAUGGCGUCACUUCGGCGGUGGACGUAGCUGCUGGUCGGUCCAUCGAAGCUCUCUCAACGCUGCCCAGCAGCGUACUCUUUGCGCACGCGCACUCGAUUCAUGCGGCUUGGGGCAACUCCGUCGCCAUCGGUCUACUCGAUCGCCAGUUCUGGCAAGCUCUCGAAAAGGCUUGGUCUUUGAUUGUCGGUGCGAUCGGUCUCAGGCGAUCCAGACGGGUGGAUGCUGAGGUCGUCGAACGCAUGAAGAGCUCUACUAUCAAGUAGAGCUUUUGCAGCCCUUCUCUGCGACUCCGAGUUAGUUUGUCAUGAAACGUACUCUGAUCAUUAGUGAUGGCUCAGCACACAUCCUGCACUGCUCCGCUGCUCCACUCGCCACUUCGCAAUGGCUACAUGUACCGGUACCCCGUCUGUCACCACUUUGCACGCCCGACCAUUGAUGCGUUCCGAGACCUUCGCAAAGCCCUUUUGGUGUGCGUCAUGGCGACACAGAGCGUCGAAGGUAUCGAGGUUUGAGCGUCAGCGCUGGCUGGAGCAUGGGUGAUUGUUAAAUAUCUUGCGGGCCUGGAUCAUCCCACAUUUCUGCAUGAGAUCAAAGCGCAUAUCGGAAAGCUAGACGUGUCGCAUGGCAAGCAGUACGAGAAACG
Ceraceosorus guamensis is the source of this 2164-nucleotide messenger RNA. RefSeq lists its product as hypothetical. The transcript has a single exon. The coding region runs from base 375 to 1784 and encodes 469 amino acids. The record is from RefSeq and is a predicted model, not a curated record. Lineage: Eukaryota; Fungi; Basidiomycota; Exobasidiomycetes; Ceraceosorales; Ceraceosoraceae.